CAAGCUUCAGGUUCGAGCCUUGAACCCCGAAAUCAUGGGUCAUAUUAUUUCAUCAGGGAAUUGGCAUCUCCAAUCUCCAAAGCUUGAUUUCAUUCUCUUUCAGGUUUCAUUGUAUCUCUUGCUUUUAGUCCCUACUGCAACAUCAUUAAGUUUCAACUUUUCCAGUUUCAAUAAAUCAUUAGAGAUUAAUGGCACCAUCAUCCUCCAUUUAGAUGCAGUAGUCUCUGAUCCAAUCAUCGACCUCACAAGAAAUCGACAGGAUGAACUCAGUAAUCGUAGUACUGGUGGAGUGUUGUAUAAUGCACCAGUUCAGCUUUGGGACAAGAAGACGGGAACCCUAACCAACUUCACCACCCAUUUCUCCUUCACCUUCAGAAAUUCCUUAAACUACGACAAAUGUGUCUUUUCUAACAAGAGUCUCUGCUUUGGAGAUGGGCUUUCUUUCUUCCUGGCUCCCUAUGGUUCAGUAAUCCACGAUAGAAACCACAAUAUAUAUGGAGCUAAUGGUUUUGCAGGUGGUGGUCUUGGUCUUUUCAGCGAAGCACCUAUAAGGAUCAAUAAUUCCAUCAUUGCAGUGGAGUUUGAUACUUUCAAGAAUACAUGGGACAUAGAUAACAGUCACAUAGGUAUUGACAUCUCUUCCAUCGUAUCUAUAAAAAAUAUUUCUUGUAAUAUUAGUCUUUGGAGAUGGAUGAGAGAGAAUUCUAGCCCUUGGGAGGCUUGGGUUGAUUAUGAUUCAAGUUCUCAAAACUUGAGUGUUGUGUUGACCUGUUUCGAUAAAUCUGUUCCUUGUGAGACCUGCAGCCUUAACUAUAAAGUUAAUCUUAGUGAUUAUCUUCCAGAAAAUGUGACUAUUGGUUUUUCUGCAACCACUGGAACUGCCUACGAGCUGCAUCAACUAAACUUCUGGGACUUCAGAUCGAGUUUGGAGAUCGAUAAUUCGAUCAAUACGGGCCAUCUAUCAACUAAAAACAUUGUGGGAUUGGUUGUGGGUGGAGCUUCCAUGAUUAUUAUCUUGGGUUUGUUUUGGGUUUUCAGGUGGAGAAAGAAUAGAGAAAAUAAAGCAGAUGAUGAUGUGGUCUUAGAUGUGCCCACAGGGCCUAGGGAGUUCUCGUAUGCUGAAUUGGCUAGAGCAACUAGUCACUUCGAUGAGAAACAAAAGCUAGGAGAGGGAGGAUUUGGAGGUGUUUAUAGAGGGUUCUUGAGUGAUCUCAACAUGGAAGUUGCUGUGAAGAGGAUCUCUAAAGGGUCUAAACAAGGGAUAAAGGAGUAUGCAUCGGAGGUGAAGAUCAUUAGUCGAUUGCGGCAUAGGAACCUUGUGCACCUUCUUGGUUGGUGCCACCAACGGAAAGAGCUACUUCUUGUGUAUGAGUUCAUGCCCAAUGGAAGCCUUGAUUGCCAUCUAUUUCGAAAUAAGGGUUCCUUGACAUGGGAGUUGAGGUACAAGAUAGCUCUUGACUUAGCCUCUGCAUUACAAUAUUUGCACCAAGGGUGGGAUCAAUGUGUCAUCCACAGGGAUAUAAAAUCCAGCAAUGUAAUUCUAGAUUCCAACUUCAAUGCUAAACUUGGGGAUUUUGGUCUUGCUAGGCUUGUGGAAAAUGAUCAGAAGGGGUCACAAACAACUAAUGUAGCUACUACCACCAUGGGAGGAUGGCUGGUGGAACAUGAGAAAGGGACACAAACAACCAAUGUAGCUGGUACCAUGGGAUACAUGGCACCUGAAUAUGCUUUUAAUGGGAAGGCUAGUAAAGAAUCUGAUGUCUAUAGCUUUGGCAUUGUUCUCUUAGAAAUUGCUUAUGGGAGAAAAGCAGUUGAGAUGAGGGUUGACCCAAGUGAAGUAAGUUUGGUAGAAUGGGUUUGGAAGCUCUAUGGAAAUGGAAAGCAUCUCGAAGCGGCUGACCCAAGUCUAUGUGAGGAUUCGGAGAAGCAGCAAUUAGAGUGCAUGAUUGUUGUAGGGCUAUGGUGUGCUCAACAAGACUCCAAUCUCCGACCUACUAUUGGGCAAGCUAUCAAUGUUCUGAAAUUUGAUGCUCCAAUGCCCAAUCUCCCAUAUUAUAAGGUAAAUGUUUCUUCUCCAUUCAAUAUGAAUGCAUUCUGGAUUACAGCUUCCAAGGGUUCUACAGAAUGUGAUACAAUUCAAACCCAAUGUAUGUCCAAAAGCAGCACAACUGUUUCAGCCAAGUUAAACAUGUCAUCAUCUUCUUCAGCUUCAGCCUCAUCUUCCCUCUUGAACAAUACAUGGUAA
Messenger RNA from Telopea speciosissima, 2245 nucleotides. RefSeq names its product L-type lectin-domain containing receptor kinase IX.1-like. Gene Ontology annotation, cellular component: plasma membrane. The record is from RefSeq and is a predicted model, not a curated record. The transcript has a single exon. Bases 35 to 2245 code for a protein of 736 amino acids. Gene Ontology annotation, molecular function: ATP binding; carbohydrate binding; protein kinase activity. Lineage: Eukaryota; Viridiplantae; Streptophyta; Magnoliopsida; Proteales; Proteaceae. Gene Ontology annotation, biological process: protein phosphorylation.